AUGGUCAGGCGUGUCAAGGAAAUGGACAGUGUAUGUGACAGGGCGUGCAGUCAGUUCCAGAAUUCAGUCGAUCUAGUGUUCUGGGUGGUUCCUGCGGAAUGCGCCAACUGGGAUAUCGCGGAUAUCUGGAAUAUCGGGCGAUCACAGCUGCGACUCCAUCCCGGCGAAUGCGAAGGGAGAGGAGGGAGCCGUCAUUACCGAACGCCAGACAAGAUACAAAAGAAACUGCGAUAUUUGACUCGCGAGAGAGAAGAGGAAAAGGGGGUUGGGGAGGGUAGGAGAAGGGAAGGGGGGUGGGUGGAAGGAGGAGGGAAGAGGAGAGUAGAGGUGAGAGGAAGUGAGCGAGAGAGAGAAGAGGAGGUGUGGUUGGGCGCCAGUAGUGAGGCGGACGGGGGGGAAGAGAAAGGCGAAAAGGCCCUGAGGAACGGGCGCGGACGGGCAGGGACGGGCGGAACGGGGCCAGUUUGGUCUCAGUCGGUGGACUGGUGGACUCGGUCCUGCGCUGGUACCACUAGCGAGGGUACCCAGUACCCCCUCGUUGGCCGGGGCCAACACUCAAUCCGGCGGUAUCGAGUACCGGACUGGCCAGUCCUACGGGCGGCCCACCUCGCCUGCGCUACUCGCGACUAG
Molecule: messenger RNA, 630 nt
Organism: Penicillium daleae
Lineage: Eukaryota; Fungi; Ascomycota; Eurotiomycetes; Eurotiales; Aspergillaceae
Exons: 1
Coding region: 1-630 (209 amino acids)
Source: RefSeq, a predicted model, not a curated record